AUGGUGACAAGCCACAUGAUCAAGGACGCUCACAUCCCUUCCAAGCCGAAUGGAUCAAGUGUGUGUCGAGGAUGCCAAGAAGGGAAGAUGGUCCAAAAACCAUUCCCGAGCAACCGUGACAAGCGCACCUACAACACCUUCGAGAUGCUCCACUUCGACAUCUGCGGACCCAUGGAAGAAAAAUCUCUGGGUGGCAGCAAGUAUCUGCUGCUGAUCGUGGAUGAAGCCAGCGGAUGCAUGAAGGGUUUUUGUCUGCAUUCCAAGUCAGAGAGCGAAGAGUGCAUCAAGAAGUACAUCACGAUGAUACAGACGCAGUUCAACAAGAAGGUCAAAUUUGUGCGACACGAUGGAGCCCGCGAGUUUGCGACGAACUCGCUUCAAGAUUUCUACGAAGUCGAAGGCAUCGAGCAACAAACCACGGUGCCAUACGCACAUCAAGCCAAUGGAACUGCUGAACGCGCGAUUCGAACUAUCGUCACCAUCGGUCGUAGCAUGCUCCAUCAUGCCAAGUUGGACAAGUGCUUCUGGGCUGAAGCGGCAAUGACGGCCGUCUAUGUGAAGAACCGUUUGCCGUCACCCAAGAUUCCACACAAGACACCGUUCGAGAUUGUCUACAGUUCUAAGCCAAGUGUCAAGCACAUGCGCGUUUUUGGGUGCCAAGCAUACAUCUUGACCCCGAAGGAGAAACGACUCAAGUGGGAUCCCAAGGCCCGGGCUGGAUUGUUUUUGGGCUACGAAGAAGUGUCCAAGGCGUAUCGAGUUUACGACAUCGAAGCGAGGCAGGUGAUGAUAAGUCGCGAUGUCAACUUCGAUGAGUCGGCCUUUGGAAUGUCGAUGAUGAUUUCCGAUGACGAUGUUGAUGGUCUGGACUUCGAAUCGAUCGAUCUUGAUGAUGAAGAACCGCGUCCGAGACACUUCAAACAAAACAGGAAAGCGCAAGGCCCAACCCAAUCACGACAAUGA
This is a messenger RNA of Peronospora matthiolae, 963 nucleotides long. The record is from the annotation of a GenBank genome assembly. Lineage: Eukaryota; Oomycota; Peronosporomycetes; Peronosporales; Peronosporaceae.